Molecule: messenger RNA, 2051 nt
Organism: Opisthorchis viverrini
Lineage: Eukaryota; Metazoa; Platyhelminthes; Trematoda; Opisthorchiida; Opisthorchiidae
Exons: 6
Coding region: 1-1716 (571 amino acids)
Biological process (GO): protein transport
Source: RefSeq, a predicted model, not a curated record
AUGGAGGCGUGGUACUCCACUGGUGGAGCAAUAAACAGGCACAUUGAGAUUGAUCCUGCCUACCAGCUUCUGAGGACAAAGGAAACCCAGAACCCGAGGCCGAACAAGGACUCAAAGAAGAAAUCAAUAGAACAGCAGGCUACUAAAAAUAGGAGGCACUCCACAAGCCAACAGAGAAGCCGACCACGACGCAAUACAGAUGAAGAACGGGCCAAUCAGAAUCCAGGUUACAGCGCAAAGACUGCUCUUUGUAGACUAUAUAAACGUAGGCACGAAGAGAGGAACUACCCAACCAACAGCGCACUGAAGAUGCCUCCUCGAAUGGUGACGAAACGUUUGCAAACCAAUUGCCAAGCUCGGCGAACAGAUCAACAGCCACCUGAUCAAUUACCAACCAAUACACCCGAACUACCAAUAUUCCAACACAUUACCAACCCCUUUCUGUGCCUAGUUUUCAUGCCACCCGAAGCACGCACGAAGGCUAGGGAACUGCCAGGUUGCCCAAGCCUAGGCAGGGAAAGUCGAGAUGCACUGGCCGGAUUCAAACCACGGUCCGCUAAGGCAACCUACGUGCAGAUCACGUUCGAAAGAGAACUGAAAAAUAUUCGAUGCCCACAGGCUUUUAGCCUCAUUACCAGAAUGCCUCUGUUUGCCAAAACCUGUGACUAUACUAAACUAAAAUCCAAUCUGCGGCUUUGUGUGAAUCGUAUGGGUCUGUUGCAAAAAAAGAAGACUGAGAUGGGGAUGAAAGCACGCCGUGAGGUGGCCGAACUGUUGAAACAAAACAAAAUCGAGCGAUCCCGCAUUAAAACUGAACAUAUCGUUCGAGAAGACUAUGUUGUGGAGGCGCUGGAGAUUCUGCAAACCUACUGCGAACUCCUUUUAGCACGAUUUGGUAUUUUCGAGGUUUCCAAAGAAGUCGAUCCUUGUCUUGAGGAGGCCAUCGCUUCUAUCAUUUGGUCUUGUCCACGGCUUUCCUCACAAGUGAAUGAGUUACCCGUGAUUCGAGAGCAAUUUGCUGGCAAGUACUCUAAAGAAUAUGUUGAAGCUUGUCUGGAAAACAAACUGCGGAAGGUCAGUCCGAUGGUGAUGCAGAAAUUGGAAAUUAUUCAGCCACCCCCGUCGUUGGUGGAGAUGUAUAUGAUCGAAAUUGCAAAGGCUUACGGCGUUGAGUACGAACCGAAUUUGGAGUUCCUCAAUAGCAGCACUAGCGAUGGUAGUGGUGGCGGCGGCGGAGGUGGCGCUUCCCGCAAUGCAGAGAAUCAGCUGAUCAAUUUCGAACCCGAUCUACUUCCUUGUAUGCCUUCGAUGCCUGCAGACUUUACCACUGGCAAUCCUGAUAAACCGUGGGAACAUACCGCUGACUCUGGACCCGGGGCUCCGUACCCGCAGCAGUCCCCGUUCCCGGGACCAGCCGAAAUACCGCCGCCAUGUGCUCCGAAGGGACUGUCUCCCGACGCGCAGGUUGGAUACUAUGGCUAUCAACCAGCCCCUCCUCCAGCCUAUGAUGCAGCCAUGUUCCCCGAGAAAAACCCGCACCCUCCAUUACCCCCUGUUGGUCCUGUCGGGUCGCCUGAUCCACCGGUACCAAGUGCAGAUCCUUCUGUGGCGGUCCCACCACGUGACUCAGAUUCAACUUCAGACGAAGGUGGCAACGAUGACCAAGAUUUCGAUGAACUUCAAAGAAGAUUUCAACAGCUAACCAACAAGAAAUGAGACUGAUCUCCUCGCUGUUCCCCUUGUUGUAUCUGUCCAGUCACGAAAAAUCCCCACCUAACGCAUUCACUAAUCUGCUUUGCCUGUUCACUUCAGAUCUGACGAACGUUUCGUGAUUUUGUCUGACUAAAUUGCUCUUGGCGUUUCUAUUUUUCCUACUCUGUCCGCCCACCAUCACCUUUUACGAAUUGUGCCUGGAGACACAUAUCGGUCACUGGCAGAUUUUCUGCUGGCCACGUUGUUCAUUUUCACAUAGUUAUCAGAAACAUCCACGUCGCUACUUCUAUUGUUCCUCGAGCAGACAGGGGAGAAGAUGGAAUCAACUCCUCCGAAAG